UCAGGGUAGUGACUUUGCCUGAGAGCUGUUUCUCUUGGGGUGCCUCUAAGCAUCAAUGGGCUUGAUGGAAAAGGACUUGAAUGUUACUAGUGCCGUGCUUGGUUGGUUUUAAGCUGCAUUUGUGUCCGUCUUAAUUAACUAAUCUAGCCCUCUAUUCCGUGUGGGGGUUGUGAGGUAAUCUUGAAUGGCGUAACGAGAUUUCGGUGUCUACCACUACUGACUGAGGCUGGCACAACGUCGAGGAGGAUCCUUCGUCAACAGGAACAUGUCGGACUAGGAUGCAGCUAAGGAAAAAGACAACAGAGAGACUAUGUGAGGAGGUGUGAUAUUUUCUAACAUGGACUAAAAGGAACACUGUUACUGGACAGAAACAGUGGACAGCCACUGUCCUACCAUGGAGGGGUCGGCUGCAAAAAAAAAAACAGGAUUCGGACAUCUCAGAAAAGAGACCACUGUUGGCCAUGGGAUGCUGUUCCGUCAGUCCACAGCGGACUGCAGCGGUGAUGAGAUCACCCACCCCAGGAAACUGAACGGCUCCUCUGUGGAACCACCAAGCUACCACGACCUGCACCGGGAGCUGCUGCUCAGCCAUAAACGCAGGGGCCUGGUGCUGGAGGAGAAACCAGAGCUGAAGCGCGUGUUGGAGCAGCGCAGACUGGACCUGCACAAGGAGGAGGAGAUGGCCAGACAGAGGCCCUCGGAUCUGGAGACGGAGCUCCGCAAGAGGCAGCAGAAAUUGCAAGAGUAUGAGCAGGAGGAGAUCAGGCGGCGGGAGAACCAGCAGAAGAUCCCAGAGUUUGUCCGUGUAAAGGACAACCUGAGGCGAACGCAGCUUUCUGAGCAGUGAGGCCCCCAGGCUCCCUUCAGCCCCAGCAGUAUUUCACCAUAGUGGCCCUAACUUUGCUGAGUUACACAUUAAACCAACCAAAGGGGCAUCAACCCAGUACACAUCUUAUAGCGUAUUAUAAACAGCAUUUUUUUUUAAUUGGCAUUUAGAGAAAUGAAUUCAAGCUCUGUCACAGUCUCUGAUGAGGGAAUGGUUAUCCACUUUGAUGCAAAAUUGUUUUCAUUGUUACUGUAAACGGAAAAGUACUGCUGCUCAGGGGCUGGAUCUUUUUUAUGUUUUAUAUAUUUAUUUUUUCAAAACAAAUUAUCCUGAAUAAAAAGAGCAUUAGACUGUUUUGUGGUUUAGUUCUGUCACAUACUUCCAAUGCUUUACUUUCUAUAACAUCAUAAUGUGGUUCCUAACAGUGACUUUUCUCAGCAGAACUGUUUUGUAUCACUAGAGUUCCCCUCAGAGUUACAAAUUUUGUUUAUCUGUUCCUGAC
This is a messenger RNA of Cheilinus undulatus (humphead wrasse), 1328 nucleotides long. RefSeq lists its product as uncharacterized. NCBI's taxonomy places the organism in Eukaryota, Metazoa, Chordata, Actinopteri, Labriformes, Labridae. Bases 395 to 847 code for a protein of 150 amino acids. The transcript has 5 exons. The record is from RefSeq and is a predicted model, not a curated record.